ACUCUUAAUACCUCUAGAGCUAGCAAAGUAGGCAUUCGAUUCGGCAACGGCAAACCCGUAAGAUUAUUAAGAUCUAUAAUUAUUAACACCCCAUUCGGCAAUAUUACUUUUUACGUCUUACUAACUAACACUCCUUUUUUAUACUACCUAAGGGACAUAGAUAAGCUAAGAGUAUACUUUAAUAAUAUUAAUAACUUACUAAUUAAAAGAGAUAUUAUAGUACCUAUUAUUUAUAAAUAG
Molecule: messenger RNA, 240 nt
Organism: Colletotrichum lupini
Lineage: Eukaryota; Fungi; Ascomycota; Sordariomycetes; Glomerellales; Glomerellaceae
Exons: 1
Source: RefSeq, a predicted model, not a curated record